GGAGGCGCGCGACCGAUCGUAGUGGCAGGCCUUGGAUACCUGCAAACACCAACAACCUCGUCACUUUCCACGGUAUCUCCCUGCACACCACACACCAUGGGCAAGAAGAGGAAGCAAAGCUCCAAGAACGGCGCCCAGGACGCGCAGCCGUCGCAGAAGCGACCAAAGACGGCUGUCGCCGAGACUGUCAACUUCGACGGCGACCUGGACGGUGCCACAGCCACGGCUCUCGACAAGUCUGCCUUCUCAGAGCAGCUCUCGGGCGAGGAGCGCAAGCGCGAGGCCGCAAUCUAUGAGCUCCUCGGCAGCGUCGACGUCAAUGAGCGCAUCCAGGCCGCCGAUGCUCUCAUCACGGGCCUAUUGGGCGGCCAGGGAUCGCCCGAGCCCGUGCUGAGGCGGCACCUCGAGAAGCGUCUUUUCCGCGGUCUGGCCAGUUCUCGCAACGCAUCCAGAGUCGGCUUCAGUCUCGUGCUGACUGAGAUCCUGGGCCAGCUCUUUGGCACUAAGGACCUUGCCAAGACAAAAUUCCCCGGCCUUACCUUUGACAAGGUGCUGGAUCUUCUUUUGGACACGACACAAGCUGGUGGCAACUUGCCAGGCCAGGAAGAAAGAGACUACUACUUUGGGCAGCUCUUUGGUCUGCAGUGCUUUGUGGAAGCCAAAAUCCUGUUUGACGACGACUCAAGGUGGCACAAGAUCCUGGACCUCCUGCUCAAGGCCGCCGAGAAGAAAGUUUGGCUGCGAUCGCACUGCGGCUGGGUCAUUGUCGAGGCGCUUCCUCACAUGGGCCAGGCCCGCGCCGAGGACCUGCUCAAGAAGCUGUCUGAGCUCGGAUGGGCCAAGACAGCCGAGGGUGUGGGCAUUUGGCUGAGGGCGCGCACAAUCUACCCGGGUAUCAAGACACCCGCGAAGCCGUGGCGUGACCCUCUCGCUCCUGGCAGCAUCCCCGAGCUGGCUCGCGUACUGAAGGAGAAUGUAAAGUCAGACACUGGCGACGACAAGAAUGGGCCCAAGGUCAAGCAGGGCAAUGCAUCUGCACAGCUGAACUUUGUCUGGGAUCUUAUCUUGGCAUCGUUCUCAACACGAGACGGGACGCCGAGGAGUCACGACAAAGAUCUGUUCAAGCAGUUCUGGAGCACUGUCGUGGAUGAUGGCCUCUUUUCGAAAAAUGCUACGGAUGGCCAGAAGUACCGUGGCUUCAUGAUUUUCCAGAAGUUCAUAACUGGCUUCGGCCCUGAAGACAAGACACUCGUACUGGACCUCUUCACCAAGAACCUCAUGAGAUGCCUGGUCAACCAGGCCGCUGCCGAGGACCGAUACUUGCACCGUGCCGCCCUUCGCUGUUUAGAUGUGAUUGACCAGGCUGUCAAGGCGUCUCCGGAGCUGCUCGUGCCAGUCCUCAAGCAGCUGCUUGGCAAAUGGGGCGCGUACGACUUUGACCAGAAGACAAACACCAAAACCGUGGAGAAGCUCAUGCAGUGGGCCACGAUGGACAAUGCGGAUGAGGUGCUGAAGUUGCUGAGGGAGCCCGUCGUGGUGAUGAAGGCUGAGGAGAAGGAGGUCGAGAACUUCCGACAAGUCUAUGCUCAAUACAUCCUCCGCCUCGCCACACAAGCGAAGCUCGAGUCCGAGCCAUCUGCCAGCGACGCCGGCACGCCACACGUGCUCGAGCUGGCAAUCAGCGAGCUCGCGAGCGGUGCGUACACAGUGUCGGAAGAGUUCAAGCCCGAAUUAUCCGAGAAGUCCCGCGAGGUGUUCCGGAGCCGCCUCUCGUCCGCCUUCGCCAGGCUGACCAAGCGCAAGGAGGACUUCAAGCACCUCUGCAACGCCGUCGCCUCCGUCAAGCCUACCGCCGUAGCCAUGAGCGAGGACCUCGAGGCGGAGCGCGCCACCGCGCUCAAGGCGAUGAAGAAGCAACUCAAGGCGAGCAAGAAGGCUGCCAAGGGCGCCAAAGAGGAGUCUUCGAGCAGCAGCAGCACAUCGCUAGGCUUGGCGCUGCUGUACGCCGUGGCGAUAUUGCAGCUGUACAACGGCGCGCCUGACGCGAUAGACCUGCUUCAGGACCUCAAACGGUGCAGCGAAAAGACCAAGGACGACGAGCAGUCCGGCACCUCCGAGCUGCUCGUCGAGAUCCUGCUCUCACUCGUGUCCCAGCAGUCUUCGCUCAUGCGGCAGAUCAGCCAGCAAGUUUUCGAGGCUUUCACGUCGCAGAUCUCUGCGGAAGCGCUGGAGCUGUUGACUGAGCCCCUCGUCGCUGAGGAGAACCAGCGCGGAUACCAAGCGCUGUUUGAGAACCUGGACGAUGAGGACAUGGUGGACGCCGACGACGUGGAGUCGGAUGGUGACGAAGACGAAGAGGCGGAGGACGACGACGACGAUGUUGAGGAUGUUGAGGAGGACGAUAUUUCCGAGAUAGGGUCUGAUGUCGAGUUUACCACCCUCAACGGAGAUGCUGCAGAGGAAGACGAUGAUGACGAUGACAACGACGAUGACGACGAGGAUGAAGAGGACGAGGAAGACGCCACUGAGGCCAAAGAACUCGCCGACUUUGACGACGCCCUCGCCAAACUCCUCAAGAGCCGCCGCCUGGACCAGGACGCCGCAGCAGCCUCCAACUCGGACGACGACGACGACGACGACGAGUCCGACAUGACCGACUCGGAGAUGAUGCAGCUCGACGAGAAGCUCGUCGAGGUCUUCAAGCAGCGCGCGCAAAAGUCCAAGGCCAGCAAGACCAAGGAGAAGCGCGACGCCAAGGAGACGGUGCUCAACUUCAAGCGCCGGGUCCUGGAGCUGCUCGACAUCUACGUCAAGCAGGAGGCCUCGCGGCCCGUCGCGUUCAACGUGCUGCUGCCCCUGCUGCAGCUCGUGCGGACCACCACGGACAAGUCGCUCACCGACAAGGCGAUCAAGGCUAUCGAGGCGUUCGCCGGGGCUCUCAAGAAGAAGCAGGCGCAGGCGCAGGCACUGCCCUCGUCCACAGCAUCAGCAGCGACAUCCGAACGCCAAAGCAGCAAAGGAGAGCUCAUGCGCACAGAGACCCAGCUCGAUCUGCUCAAGCGCAUCCACCACGAGGCCACGCAGGGCCAGACCCACGCCUUUGCCAAGGCGGCCUCGCGCGCCAGCCUGGUUGUCGCGUCGAGUCUGUUCACGUCUUCAUCGCCACAGGAGAAGGCCGACAAGAUCCGGCUCGUGGCCCGCGCGUACGCGGACACCCAGGCUCAGUGGGCCAGCGGCGCCGUCAAGAUGCAGGCCUUGUUCUUCUCGGACUGGCUCAACUGGUGCCAGGGGCAGGCUAGCAAUGCCUCUCAAUCCCAGCAGCAGCAGCAGAAGGAGUAGAAGAGCCCAGGAAUAUCCAGAGAGGAGUUUAGCGUAGCUAAAAAAAGAAAUUUGUAUAUAUAUGACUUGGCCAUGGCGGGAAUAAAAAGCGAUAAAUGAGCAAG
Molecule: messenger RNA, 3443 nt
Organism: Microdochium trichocladiopsis
Lineage: Eukaryota; Fungi; Ascomycota; Sordariomycetes; Xylariales; Microdochiaceae
Product: DNA polymerase phi-domain-containing protein
Exons: 3
Coding region: 97-3339 (1080 amino acids)
Biological process (GO): regulation of DNA-templated transcription
Cellular component (GO): nucleolus
Molecular function (GO): rDNA binding; transcription factor binding
Source: RefSeq, a predicted model, not a curated record